This is a messenger RNA of Exophiala bonariae, 1644 nucleotides long. RefSeq lists its product as uncharacterized. Gene Ontology annotation, cellular component: membrane. The record is from RefSeq and is a predicted model, not a curated record. Bases 1 to 1644 code for a protein of 547 amino acids. The transcript has a single exon. NCBI's taxonomy places the organism in Eukaryota, Fungi, Ascomycota, Eurotiomycetes, Chaetothyriales, Herpotrichiellaceae. Gene Ontology annotation, biological process: carbohydrate transport; transmembrane transport. Gene Ontology annotation, molecular function: carbohydrate:proton symporter activity.
AUGACUGAACAAACCCUCACUGCGACUGAGAAGGCCGAAACCACCACCGUCGAACGAGUGGGUGGUCGACCACAAGAUCAUGGUGACUCAAUUAACAUCCAGGAAAAGGUGACCAGAACCGUAUUCCUCUUCUCUGCAUUUAUUGCCUUGAGUGCAGCCAUUGGCAAUUUUGACAACAACUACGGUGGUACUGUCUUGUUGAUGGGACCAUUUAACACCGCGUUUGGACAUUGUGCUGAAGUUCCUGAUCCUUCUGGCUCUCUGGUAAUGAUGUGCAGACUGUCGGCUUUGCAGCAGUCCUUGACGAGUCUCACAUCGCUAUUCACCGCGGUGGGCUCGGCUCUGUCCAGUGUAACAGGAACAUACAUUGGUCGCCGUGGAACCAUCCAGUUCGGAGCAUUUUUGGUGUUGAUCGGUGCUGCCGGAAUGCUGGGUACAUCUUCAAACUAUCUAAAUUACAUGGUGUGCAAAUGCAUCGGCGGCACAGGUCUUGGGUUUCUCUACAGUGGUACCAUUGUAUAUGGUGUGGAGUGUAUGCCACCACAUAAACGGGGAAUGCUUCUCGGACUGUUCUCAAUCGGUCUUGGUGCCGGUAGUGCACUCGCUGCUGGCGUCUGUGCUGGAUCAGCUGGAAUUCAAAGUAAUUGGGCCUGGAAAACUCCUAUCGCAUGCCAGAUACCUCUCUCCAUCGCACUGGCCGCUGGUAUCAUGCUCUUUCCGGAGUCUCCACGUUGGCUACUCAUCAAGAACAAAGAGAAUACUGCACGCAUCGCCUUAGGGAGAUUCUCCCACCAGGAACCGAACUCUCACUCUGUGGAUACCCAAGUUCGAGAAAUGCAAACCUAUCUAGAAUUCGAGAAGGUUAUGGCUUCGACGACAUCCUGGAUGGAAAUGUUCCACAAGACGAAUAUUCGUCGUACUCUUAUCUCUGCUUUCCUGCUGAUGAUACCGGCCUUAGCAGGAACUUUCUUCAUCAUCCCAUAUACGGCCGUGUUUCUCGGGGGCCUCGGAAUCUCAAACCCUUUCCUGAUCACAGCCAUCAUCAAUCUAUGUAUAUUUGCUGGAUCUCUCUUUGCAGGCUUCACCGCGGAAUACUUCGGCCGCAGGCUCUCCCUCCUGCUCGGGUUGUCGAUCAUGGGAGCCUCCAUGUUGAUCUUUUCUGCCGUCAGUUCUGGUUUAGGCACUCAAGCCAAGGUGACGCAAAACGUCCUGGUGGCUUUUUUGUGCAUCUGGUGUUUUGUCUUUGCCAGUUGCGCGUCGCCAGCCAUCUGGGUCGCCUCCGCCGAGAUGCAUUCUGUACGGCUCCGAACCCAUGGUCAGGCCCUGUCACUCUUCAUGAACUCCAUCUUCGCCUUUGGCGCACAAUUCUGGACUCCCUACAUGAUCAAUCCCGAGUACGGAAAUAUGGGCACCAAUGUGGGCUACUUCUACUUUGGACUUCUCUUUGUGAUUCUGAUCAUCGCCAUCUUAUUCGUCCCGGAGACUGGUCGUUUGAAAUUAGAGCAAAUUGACGACUACUUCGCAUCAGGUGUUCCAGCUUGGAAGACGUCUCUCAAACGAAAUAAAGAGAUCGCAGAGCAGAAUAUACUCGAUGUGAGCACAGAGGAGCACGAUUCGAAGCAGGUUCAGCUUGAGGAUGAAUAG